Kickxella alabastrina is the source of this 843-nucleotide messenger RNA. RefSeq names its product putative thioredoxin peroxidase. Gene Ontology annotation, molecular function: peroxiredoxin activity. Gene Ontology annotation, biological process: cell redox homeostasis; cellular oxidant detoxification. Gene Ontology annotation, cellular component: mitochondrion; cytosol. The transcript has a single exon. The coding region runs from base 141 to 818 and encodes 225 amino acids. The record is from RefSeq and is a predicted model, not a curated record. Lineage: Eukaryota; Fungi; Kickxellomycota; Kickxellomycetes; Kickxellales; Kickxellaceae.
CAUAUAAAAUGAGCUACUCUGCCAGCUGCUUGAGUGCCUCUCACAUCUCUUUUGUUUAUCUGCACAAAAUAUAUUGACUCGUUUUUAACAUUUAUUAAGCACUUUUAGCAUUUUACCCAACCCAAAUUAAUCUUUCAAAUAUGGCACCUCUUCGUCUCGGAUCCGUCGCACCCGACUUUAGCGCCGAAACCACAACCGGCCCCAUCAAGUUCCACGAUUUCAUCGGCGACUCGUGGGCCGUGCUGUUCUCGCAUCCCGCUGACUUCACCCCUGUUUGCACGACCGAGCUCGGUGAGGUUGCCAAGCUUGCACCCCAAUUUGCCAAGCGCGGUGUCAAGGUCAUCGGCCUAAGUACCAACGAUCUGGCCGAUCACGACAGAUGGGUCGACGACAUCAACGAGGUCAACAACGUCAACCUCGCCUUCCCCAUUAUUGCUGACAAGGAUCGCGACGUCGCCACUCUUUAUGACAUGCUCGACAGCGUUGAGCACGACGCCUCCAACGUUGUGAAUGGCAUCCCCUUCACUGUGCGCUCUGUUUUUGUCAUUGACCCAGCCAAGAAGAUCCGCUUGAUUCUCACGUACCCUGCCAGCUGUGGCCGCAACUUUGACGAGAUCCUGCGCGCGAUUGACUCGCUCCAGCUUUCGGACAGACAGCCAAUCGCAACCCCGGCUAACUGGCAGCCCGGAGGAGAAGUCAUCGUUCAUGUCAGCGUCUCCACAGAGAAGGCCAAGCAAAUCUUCCCAGAGGUCAGGGAGGCACUUCCUUACUUGCGCUUUGCCACUCUGCCUGUCGAGGAGGGUGAGGAGGAGAAAUAAUCUAUUUAAUUUGUAAUAAAACCAA